Messenger RNA from Arachis duranensis, 1573 nucleotides. RefSeq lists its product as uncharacterized. NCBI's taxonomy places the organism in Eukaryota, Viridiplantae, Streptophyta, Magnoliopsida, Fabales, Fabaceae. The record is from RefSeq and is a predicted model, not a curated record. The transcript is spliced from 6 exons. Bases 208 to 852 code for a protein of 214 amino acids.
UUGCUAAUUACCGAAAUUCUGUCGAAGAGCUUGUUAAGUCUGAGCCAUAGGAGCCUGUCAAUUUUCAGAAAAGUGGUGCGGCAGUAUAAUAAGAAUGCUACUGAGUUAAAUGGUCUUGAGACUUGCACUAUUGCUGGAAAGAAGAAUGAUAAGGCAAUUAAUGAAGAUCUUCUGAAGGAUGAGAUUGUUUCUAAACAUCUAACUAGAAUGGAUCCCAAACAGAAGAUGAAAGUUAUUGUCUGCUUGAUUUUACAUUUCGAAUUAAUGAAUGACCUUAUGGUUAAGUUAUUGAUGAUUUGCUAUAUUUUGAUUAUAUUGCAAUUGAAAAAAAAGAAAAGAAAAUGGAAUGAUAGUUAUAGUAGGCAAGUAAUAAGAGAUGUUAGUAUUGAUAGAAUUAUUUAUUUUAGUGAUCUAGCAUGUAUAGAAAACACAAGAAUGGAUAGAUGUGCUUUUCAUGCAUUGUGUAACAUGCUUAAAAGGGUUGGAAGGUUAGAACCAAGUAGGAAUAUGGGUGUGGAAGAAAUGGUUGCCAUGUUUUUACAUAUUAUAGCACAUGACGUCAAAAUUAGAGUAAUAAAGAGACAAUUUGUGAGAUCUGAAGAAACAAUUAGUAGGAGGUUUAAUGAUGUAUUGCUUGCUAUUUUGAGAUGUCAUAAUCUCUUAUUGAAGAAACCUCAACCAUUUAGCCAGGAUAGAAUGGAUGAACGAUGGAAAUGGUUUAAGGAUUGCCUAGGAGCCUUAGAUGGUACUCAUAUCAAAGUCAAUGUCCUUGAGGCUGACAAGCCUAGAUAUCGAAACAGAAAAGGUGACAUAACAACCAAUGUGCUUGGAGUGGUUGCUCCCGAUAUGUAAUUUAUCUACGUACUGGCGGGUUGGGAGGGUUCAGCUGCGAAUUCUAGGGUAUUGCGAGAUGCACUAUUUUGCAAUGGGUUUAGUAUUCCCCAAGGUCAUUAUUACUUAUGUGAUGUUGGAUAUAUGAAUUGUGAAGGAUUUUUGGCACCUUAUAGAGGACAAAAAUAUCAUUUGAGUGAGUUUAAUCCACAUAAUCAACCCAGUACAGCUCAAGAGUUUUUUUUUUAAUAUGAAACACUCACAAGCUAGGAAUGUCAUUGAAAGGGCAUUUGGAGUAUUGAAAGCAAGAUGGGGAAUUUUGAGGGGAAGAUCAUUUUAUCCUAUUAAGACUCAAGGAAGAAUUAUAACUGCUUGUUGCCUUUUGCAUAAUCAUAUUAGAAGAGUGAUGGUUGUGGAUCCUAUUGAUGAGAUAGAAGAUCAAAAUAUACUUGGAGUAGAUGGUGAGACGAUCCACCAUAUUGAAACGAGUGAUGCUUGGGGUAGAUGGAGAGAUCAACUUGCACAAGAAAUGUGAAACCAAUGGAGGAGAAGACAUCAUGCUCGAUAAUUGUAAUAAUUUUUCUAUGUGUGAGGUUGUCUGUCGUAACAUUGAUUUCAUUUUGUUUAUGUGUUUGUGUUCUUGUAUAAGAGUUGUGCAUGUAUGUUUAUUAGUGCAAGUAAUUUUUUACUUUUGAGACUUCUUUGUAACUUUCAUUUGGAUAAUAGUAAUGUUUUUUUAGUG